Molecule: messenger RNA, 1563 nt
Organism: Lampris incognitus (smalleye Pacific opah)
Lineage: Eukaryota; Metazoa; Chordata; Actinopteri; Lampriformes; Lampridae
Gene: rab14l
Product: RAB14, member RAS oncogene family, like
Exons: 8
Coding region: 135-782 (215 amino acids)
Biological process (GO): endocytic recycling; phagosome maturation; defense response to bacterium
Cellular component (GO): phagocytic vesicle; Golgi apparatus; recycling endosome
Molecular function (GO): GTPase activity; GTP binding
Source: RefSeq, a predicted model, not a curated record
GUUUUAAGGGCUCAUAAGUAAUCAUGUCGCUAAGUAAUAUCAUAACUUUCUUAUGAUAGUCUGUCUGGUUUAAUACGACAGUGCAUCAGCCUGCUUGAAGUAUUAUGGUGUUAUUGUCCUAAGAGUGAGCUGAGAUGGCCACUGCACCGUACAACUAUUCCUACAUUUUCAAAUACAUCAUUAUCGGGGAUAUGGGGGUAGGAAAGUCAUGUUUGCUUCACCAGUUUACAGAGAAGAAAUUCAUGGCAGACUGCCCCCACACAAUUGGUGUGGAGUUUGGUACUAGAAUAAUUGAGGUGAGCGGCCAGAAGAUCAAGCUGCAGAUUUGGGACACAGCAGGCCAGGAGCGCUUCAGGGCUGUCACUCGAUCCUACUACCGUGGAGCCGCAGGGGCACUUAUGGUCUAUGACAUCACCAGGAGAAGUACAUACAACCACCUCAGUAGCUGGCUGACUGAUGCCAGAAACCUCACCAAUCCCAAUACUGUCAUCAUUCUCAUAGGGAACAAAGCUGACCUGGAGGCCCAGAGGGAUGUCACAUAUGAGGAGGCUAAGCAGUUUGCCGAAGAGAACGGUCUGUUAUUCCUGGAGGCCAGUGCAAAAACGGGUGAAAAUGUUGAAGAUGCUUUCCUGGAAGCGGCAAAGAAGAUCUACCAGAACAUCCAAGAUGGCAGCCUGGACCUGAAUGCCGCUGAGUCAGGGGUCCAGCACAAGCCCUCUGCCCCCCAGGGUGGGCGGCUAACAAGUGAACCACAGCCCCAGAGGGAAGGCUGUGGCUGCUAAUGACCAAGCAACUCCUUCACCCCCCUACUCUCUCUUUCUCUCUUACCAACCUUUUGCAUUCCUUUUACCACCUCCUAUCAGUUUCCCCACCCCUGCACAUUCGUACAUUGCCCACCCUCUACACCUACUGCACCAGGGGCUGCAUGAGAGUGGGGCUGUGGAAAGAAGGAAUUGGAGAUUCAUGCCAACCUGGGCUGGACUGUGUGGACUACAUUUAUUUUCUCCUCCUCUGCUCUCCCGGUCUGCCUCUCUACUAAUCUCAAUCCACCAAUACUUGUCUCUUCUCUCUCUUCCUCUUCUCUUCCGCCAUUCACUUGAGUGCAUCCGCCAUAGUGUCAUAGGCACCACCACUCAUAAGACAUUACAUGGGUUACUGACACUUUGAUGGUUGUGAUGUUCAUGGCAGGAGUGUCCUUUUUACUGUUUGGUUUUGUAGCUAUAUACUACACUGAGAUACUGCAUCAAGUUCCAUUCUCUACCAAUUAAUUCUGUAUGGAUUGGACUCCAAUCAUGACUCUACCCUAGCCCCUCUAUCCUCAAGUCAUCAGGUCUCUCCUGUAUAGUUUACAGAUCUAAUUGGUGAAUUUAUUCAGAUGUCUUCAAUAAUGCUUUACAUCCUUUUAGCUCUUCGUUCAAUGAAUUGAUGUGUAAUACAGCCACACUAUUCUUCACAAAUGAACGUGUUUUGAAGUUGUAUUUUUUUAUUUCAUUAGUCUCAACUGACUGCAGGUAUCCCCCGACUUUAUAAACAGCACAGUUGCAUAACGACUGAAACCAACAA